CCCAACAAAGGAGUGUGGGCCCCAAAUGAAAUAACCUCUCGGAAUCCAGCAGUGAUGCUCAAUAAUGAUGACAAGAAGUUUGUAGACUUUGGUUGAUCAACCCAAACCCAAACCCAAAAACUCCAUGGCUCACAUCUAAUGGGCGGUGACGCUCUCAAAAAUAUGCGGCCAUGCAAUUACCAAGUCCCUAUCACCUUCUUCAACCAUAAACAGCAAAUAUCCAUACCUCAUUCCAAUAGCAUUAACGGAAAAGAAAAAUCCCAUAUAAAUGGUCAUAGCCACCUAUUCCUUCCAUUUCACUUGCAUUGCAUCCCAGCUUCCCCUCUCCCCAAAAUUCUCUACAGUUCACCUUGGUUGAGAAUGGAGGAUUUGCAGCAGGGGAAACUAGUCGUCGGAGCUUUCGUUGCCAUCGUUGCAGCGUCGAUCAUGGCGUUCUGGUUGAUGAAGAAAGGCAACAACAAGAGACGACAAACAGCCCCAUUGCCACCCGGCCCACGCGGAUUGCCAAUAGUCGGGUACUUGCCAUUUCUAGGCACCCAUCUCCAUAAGAGCUUCACAGAGCUUGCCCGAGUUUAUGGCCCAAUCUACAAGCUUUGGCUCGGACACAGAAUCUACAUCGUGAUUAGCUCACCGUCGCUGGUCAAACAAGUCCGCGACCACGACGUAACAUUCGCAGAUCGAGAUCCCCUCAUUGCUCCCAAAAUCCUUACCGCCGGCGGGAAUGACAUUGCUUUCUCCUCCUACGGCACCGAGUGGAGAAAGCUGCGGAAGGUCUUCGUACGAGAGCUAAUGAGCAGCGCCCGGCUCAAUGCUUCCUACGUGCUGAGAAAGCGGUAUGCCGAGAAGGCUAUUAAAGAUGUGUACCAGAAGACAGGUAAGGCUCUGGACUUUGGGCAGUUGACGUUUAUGAUCAUAUCGAACACUGUUCUUAGCAUGCUAUGGGGUAGCACGACACAUGGAGAGGAAGGUGAGAAGUUGUUCUCGCAGAUCCGAGAAAUAGCAGGUGAAUCCAUGGUGCUACUAGGGAUGCCAAACAUCUCCGACAUGAUUCCAGCACUCGCCCGGUUUGACCUGCAGGGGAUGGAGAGAAAAAGCCAGGAGACAUUUCGGAGGUCAGAUAGAAUUUUGAGCUCCAUAAUCGAGGAGCGUCGGAAACUAAGGGAAAGUGGAGACAGCAACAGCGUCGGCAAAGAGGCGAAAGACCUUUUGCAAGUCCUACUAGACCUCAACAACCAUGGAGAUUAUGCUGCUGAGUCAUCAAUUACAGACAACCAACUCAAAGGCAUUCUCAUGGAUUCCAUCAUCGGCGGAACGGACACAACAUCGACCACAAUAGAGUGGACGAUGGCUGAGCUGAUGCAACAUCCAGACGCAAUGCACAAAGUACACAAAGAGCUUGACGAAGUAGUAGGAAGAGGCAAUGUCUUGGAGGAGUUCCAUCUCCCCAGAUUACACUACCUAGAAGCGGCCAUCAAGGAGACAUUCCGACUGCAUCCAACCCUGCCUCUGCUGGUGCCACGAUGCCCUACCGAGGACUGCCAAAUAGGUGGAUACACCAUUCCUAAGGGAGCCACCGUGUUCAUCAAUGCUUAUGCAAUGCACAGGGAUCCACAGCUCUGGGACAGUCCUCUGGAGUUCAGACCAGAGAGAUUCCUAGACGUGAACGCUGCCAAGUUUGAUUACUUGGGGAACAGUUCUCAGUAUUUCCCGUUUGGGACGGGUAGAAGGGUCUGCGCAGGGAUUCCCAUGGCCGAGAAGAUGCUCAAUUACAUUCUAGCAUCACUGCUCCACUCAUUUGAAUGGAAGCUAGCUCAUGGGUCGACAGAGGUGGAUUUGACAGAUAAAUUCGGAAUCGUUGUUAAGUUAGAGAAGCCAUUAGUUCUCAUCCCUACACCAAGGCUAGCCAAUCCAGAGCUAUACUAUAGCAAGAAACCUACUGAAAUCAAUUCAUGAACUGCUGCCUAUUGCAAUGUCAUUACUGCGUAUAAACUAUCCAAACUAUGUUUGCCUGUAAUGGCUUCUACUGAGUGAAUGCAAGUUCAGUUACUUGGGGAAAGAACUCAAUUAAUUCAGUUAGCAAGUGAGAAUUGGAACCCAGAAAGCCUAUCUUACUUUCAUUAUAUCAUGAGUAUAUAUACACGAAUUUAGACAUGGAGCAUUGCUCUAUACCGCUAGGAGGUAGGGUGUAUACAGCUAGGAGGUAGCUAAGAAGUUAUGGAAGAUUACAGAGCUUCAUGAGCA
Messenger RNA from Linum tenue, 2241 nucleotides. The record is from the annotation of a GenBank genome assembly. Lineage: Eukaryota; Viridiplantae; Streptophyta; Magnoliopsida; Malpighiales; Linaceae.